Hordeum vulgare subsp. vulgare (domesticated barley) is the source of this 1327-nucleotide messenger RNA. RefSeq names its product DNA-directed RNA polymerase II subunit RPB1-like. The transcript is spliced from 5 exons. Bases 257 to 988 code for a protein of 243 amino acids. Gene Ontology annotation, biological process: DNA-templated transcription. The record is from RefSeq and is a predicted model, not a curated record. Gene Ontology annotation, cellular component: RNA polymerase II, core complex. NCBI's taxonomy places the organism in Eukaryota, Viridiplantae, Streptophyta, Magnoliopsida, Poales, Poaceae. Gene Ontology annotation, molecular function: DNA topoisomerase type II (double strand cut, ATP-hydrolyzing) activity; DNA binding; ATP binding.
AUCACACCAUUGGGUCAUCGCUCAACACCCUACCACCAUAGCCGAUCCUAUUAUCCAAGAUAAUGUAGAAAAUGGGCCUCACCCUCCCCGAGGAAAGACAGGUGCCAAGUACAUUAUCAGGGAAGAUGGUCAGAGGCAGGAUCUUCGUUAUGUGAAGAAAAGUAGUGAUCAGCAUCUGGAGCUGGGUUACAAGGUGGAAAGGCACCUCAUUGAUGGAGAUUUUGUUCUUUUCAACCGGCAGCCCAGUCUUCACAAAAUGUCUAUCAUGGGGCAUCGCAUCAAAAUCAUGCCUUACUCAACUUUCCGCCUCAAUUUGUCUGUCACAUCGCCAUACAAUGCAGAUUUUGAUGGGGAUGAAAUGAAUAUGCAUGUUCCCCAGUCAUUUGAAACCAGAGCUGAGGUUUUAGAGUUGAUGAUGGUGCCAAAGUGUAUUGUCUCACCUCAAGCGAAUAGACCUGUUAUGGGUAUUGUCCAAGACACACUUCUUGGCUGUCGAAAAAUUACCAAAAGGGAUACUCUCAUCGAAAAGGAGACAAGUUCAAAGGCAACUGGUGUGACAUAUACCAUCACUGGUGUUAUAGAGGAAGUUGUUGACACCAAGCUUAAAAUAACUGAGCUUCCUGUCCGCCGCUGGACUACAGAUUACAAAGAGUUUCUUGAAUCCAUGUGUCCUAUUCCUAUCAAGGAAAAGGAAAAGAGCAAGGACAAGAACAAGGAAAAGAAGAAGGACAAGGACAAGGACAAGGACAAGGAAAAGGAAAAGAGCAAGGAACCGCCAUUGUUAGAGGAAAUAAGGUCGCAGUGUGAUCACGCGGAUGUGGAAUUUGAGCUUAUACUGAGUGAGAAAAACAUGAAUAUAGCUAAGCAAGAAGGCCUUGAGAAGAAAUUCAAGCUGACUACCACAAUAGGAACAACAAACAUGCAUUUGUUUGCUUCACAUGGUAAAAUAAAAAAAUAUGACACCCCAGAGGAUGGUGAGUAUCCCUAACACGGGCAUGUAUUAUAGCAACAAAUCCUUUUACUUGUGGUUUUGGCACUGACAUUAUGUUAACUUUUCAGUACUUCAAGAGUUCUUUGAUUUUAGUUAUAUCUUGUAAGCUAUAGAAAAUAGUAGUAUGAUCUGUUUGUCAGCAGAUGGUCACCAAAUGAUUGUUCCGUCUGUGCUGAUCCGCGAGAUCCUGAAGUUGAUGCAGGAAGAGUGGCCCCUGUUAGGUGUUACUGGUAAUCCAAACUUGUAUUAGCAUUAAACUGAUGGAUAUAGUAGGUAUGAUGAGUGGGAUGUGAAAGGUGCAAUAAGGAGACAUCAAUAGAUUGAUUGUUUAUAUUA